GGAGGGGGAGCGAAGGGUGAGGCAGCACUCGGCCAUCAUCGGCGGAGGCGCGCACAGUUCAGUGACCUGCCUUGGCGUCGGUGGGGCAGCGGCCUGAGGGGCAGCGGGGAGUUCUGACAUAUUGUGAGAUGCCAGCCCGCUCUACGCCGGUCCCCGAAAAACACCUCCAUCUCUCUCUGUUUCUCUCUCUCUCGCUCUUUCUCUCUCUCGCUCUCUGUCCUCUCUGCACGCGUACGUACAAGAGACACGCAUACUCUCGCUCGAAGCUCGUCGAACCCCGAAAUAUAUUCACGCGGCAGUCGUGGACUUUCCGCGAGUUUUUCCGGCCGUAGAAUACACGAAGAAAGAACGUCUCCUUGAUAGUGUCUAAUAUACUAAUAUACAUACUACGUACAUAAUAUAUCGUACAUCGCGCGAGUGCAUGCGCCAACCUCUCGAAAUUUUUCACGGAGAAAGGAAUCGUGUCGCGAGUGUAUCGUCGUCGUCGUCGUCGUCGUCGUCGUCGUCGUCGUCGUCGUAGUCGCCAACGUUCGUGCCUUUCUAUUUAUCUUUCUUCCGUCUCUCGCAUUGCCCUUUCUCCAUACGCGAUCAAGUCGCACACACCUCCUUGUCUCUUUCUUCUUAUUCUUCCUUCUUCUUCUCAUCGUAUCAAUCGAAAGAGGACAUCGAAGGGACAAACUCGCGAGUUAGCCGGAAGAGAGCGUCGAGUGCGCGCAUGUUGGUGUUUACGUGCGAGGAGUGCCGACAAACGAAACGAAAGAAAACGAACGAGUUUGACUUUGGAAAGGCUCCAGAUUGAAAAACUCGUGCGUUACUAUUCGUUAGUGAUAUUAGUGGUCGCGCGCGCGCGCGUGUAUUUUCUUGACCGCGCGCUGUAUCGGCGCUUGCGCGACACGCGCGACCGCUCGUGGCGGUCGAGCUAUCGGAAACAAGUCGACUGUGUGUGUUUCGAGUCUUUCUCGUUGACUCGAACGCCCGAGAUCGCGUUUAUAAUCCGGCCAAACUUUUUCUUUCAAGUUUCUACUUCUUCCAAAAUUGCGUAAAUCUUAUCUAUUUCUCUUCUCUUUUUCAUAAAACUGAUAAGUGCCUGAAUAGUUACAUCUAUAUACACACAUAUUUCUAUAUAUAUACACUUAUAUUUCUAUAUAUAUAUGUAUACAUACACAUAUAUAUAUAUAUAUAUAUGAAAUUGGACAUUUUCUUCGAAGAACAUGGCGAAGAACGAACAUAACCUCCUACCAUCGUCCUCGACUAUGACAAUAUAAACCGGUAUUUCACCGUGCGCGAUCUCUCCAAGAUCUCCAGCUUCUCCUACGAGCGGAUAUAUCUCUUGGUUGUCGUCGUCCAGUGUCGUCGUUACUCCAAAGUACCUUCUUAGAUCGUCCUACGCCGUUACGAAGUAUCGCUCUGUUUCUAUCUUUUUUCGAGCUUGAACGAAGAUAGCGUCCUCGUUGUUCUCAAAGUCUUUUUGCGCUCUCCCCCCCCACCCACCCUCCCCACCUCUCUCUGUCUUUCUAAAAAAUAUAAGUGACUACUACUAUCCAAGCACGUGCUCUCGCGAUAGUCCACGCUCGUUUAACGAUCGUCUCUCCUAUCUCCUGGUCCAUCUGCUCUGCGAGUACACGGUGAAACGUAAGGAACGAUUCCAACGUUGGCAAUGGCUCGUAGCCGACCGUAGUCAUACUUAGACGAUAGAGACGAGAAGAAGAAACGAGAAGGAAAAGCUAAGAGAUAAAUCUCUCGUUUUGAUUUCGGGAGUUCCGGGUGUAUAGUAGCCGGCGCGUUGCACUCUCUAGCCGGGGCAAGGCAUGACGCACGUCGAAGAUGCGAGCGUGCCGGGUGACUGUACUCUGGGUUCAUCGUUCUCGGUUAUGUAAUGUUCGACCGUAUGGUGCAAGCGCCUCGACGCUACUCGUGGCGCUAGAGUUGUCGGACUCGCGCGAGAAGGAACGAGAGAGAAAAACAGAUAGAGGGAGAGAGAGAGAGAGAGAGAGAGAGAGAGAGAGAGAGAGAGAGAGAGAGAGGGGCAGGCAACGCGAUAUAGGAGAGACAUAGGGCACACCGAAUCUCUUCGUCGCUUCCGUGCAUCUCUUUCCACGUAUAUACCUAAUGUAUUAAACGCGUGAAUGUACGCUUGUGCGCACGUCCGUACGGUGCGUGUGCGUGUGCGUGACGUCGCUUCCCCCCUCCCCCUCUCUUCUUGCAUCGGCUUAAUGCACUCAUAUAACGAUAUUGAGCCAAGCAGCAUCACGACGAAGCUCCGAACGAAAAUAGAGAUCGGCGAGGAACAUUUCUGCAGCCAACGCAUUAUUUUUUUCCCUCCCAUCGACUUUUCAUUCUUCUUCGUCUUUUCGUCUCUCCAGCUGGCUGAUUGACGCUCACGCUCUCUCUCUCUCUCUCUCUCUCCCCCCCUCUCUGUCUCUCUCUUGUUCUAUCUAUCGUUAGAUAUAGUGGCAAGAGUGGUCCGUGAUGGUGUAAAACGUAGGAUCGAUUGAAUGUCAACGUCGAGUUCAAAUUCCGAGGUCCUCGAAAGGGCCAACGUCUAGACGUAUAUUCCCGUGGUAUCGUGCAACGAGUUCAAAGUCGAACUCGCUUAACGCAAACGUCGAGGAAAGAGAAACAUCGACGAGAAGAAAAAAAGAGAUCACGCGCGCGCAUAAUCCUCCGAUGAUCACGGAGGCGCGAGGACGCAAGACGUUGUCGAGGAAGAACAAUGACGAGGCAGAGCUCAUUGCCAGAUGACGAGUCGUAAAUGAUAGAGGAGAGGACGAUCAUUUUUGUCAAUGGAGGGAAGUCUUUCGGUAUUCGGUGGAUCGACUUGGGGCGCGGACAGUACAAGCCCGCAGCCACGGGAAGAUACCAGACAGAGAAUUGGCCCGACUCAACCUACGAGCCCUGCGAAUAAUACCGCGGACGAUCGUAAACUGCACGUUAAUUCGAUACGAGCCCAGAUCGAGAUAAUCCCGUGCAAGGUGUGCGGCGACAAGAGCAGCGGCGUUCAUUACGGUGUAAUCACCUGCGAGGGUUGCAAAGGUUUCUUCAGGCGGUCCCAAUCGUCCGUCGUCAACUACCAAUGUCCGCGGAACAAAAACUGCGUGGUCGACCGUGUAAACAGAAACCGGUGCCAGUAUUGCCGUUUGCAAAAGUGCCUACGCCUCGGCAUGUCCAGAGAUGCCGUUAAAUUCGGGCGUAUGUCAAAGAAGCAGCGGGAGAAGGUCGAGGAUGAGGUCAGGUUUCAUAGGGCACAAAUGAGAGCGGCCUCUGAAACGGCUCCCGAUAGCAGUGUGUUCGAGCAUCAAACGCCCAGCAGUUCGGAUCAGCACCACCCUUACAACGGCGGGUACCCGUACGGUGGAAGCGAGUACGCUUCGCCCGGACCCGGUACGGGUGGUUCCGGUUAUUACAAUCAUCAAGCGAUGACGAAUUACGAGCUGAGCGCCGAUUACGUCGACAGUACGACGGCCUACGACCCUAGGCCGACGCAGACGCAAGUGGCGGACACCGUCGCACCAGACACACCCUCCGCGGUUACGGCAACCGGAGUACUUCCCAGUGUGGUCACCACCGGAAAGUCGCUGUCUGCCUCGACAACCGGAAGCAGCACAGGCGGUGGCGGCAGUGCUGGUGGAGGCAGCGGCAGUAGCGGCGGCGGCAGCGGCGGAGGAGGAGGAGGAGGAGGCGGAGGAGGAGGAGGAGGAGGCAGCAGCGGCGGUGGGGGUGGGGGUGGAGGUGGUAACGGUGGUAGCAACGCUGGUAGUGCCGGUAGUGGUGGUGGUGCUGGUGGUGGUGGUGGUGCUGGUAGUGGUAGUAACGGAGGAGGUGCCGGCGGCACUGCUGCUGCCGGUGGAACGGUUGGUAGCGCUGGAGGUGGUGGUAACGGUGGUGGUAGUGGUGGUGGUGGUGGUGGUGGUGGCGGUGGUGGUGGCGGUGGUGGUGGCGGUGGUGGUGGUGGUGGUGGCAGCGGCGGUGGUGGCGGUAGUGGUGGUUCGCUGAGCGGGGGUGGAAUCGUUGCUGUCAAGCAAGAAACUACCGUCGAACUCGCCAGCUUGGGACACGGCUCGUACACGAUGGUCGACUCGACGACCUUUCUGAGUGGUCAGCAACAAAGGGUCAGCAAUCCAUCCGAGGACGACGAAGUGCCGAGUCUGCCCAGUAUGUCCCAUGCGAGAUAUCCAGCACAGAUCAGUGAGCUCCUCUCGAAGACGAUAGCGGACGCGCACGCGAGAACGUGCCUGGUGUCGACGGAACAGAUACAGGAGUCAUUCCGGAAGCCCCACGACCUCUCCAGAUUGCUCUACUACAAGAACAUGGCGCACGAGCAACUUUGGCUCGAAUGUGCUCAAAAGUUAACCACUGUUAUCCAGCAGAUCAUCGAGUUCGCUAAAAUGGUCCCUGGAUUUAUGAAGCUCUCGCAGGAUGACCAAAUUGUUCUACUCAAGGCCGGUUCCUUCGAGUUGGCUGUGCUACGAAUGAGCAGGUACCUCGAUCUCCAGCAAAAUUGCGUCCUCUACGGCGACACUAUGUUGCCUCAGGAUGCGUUUUACACGACGGAUACGGCGGAAAUGAAGCUGGUUUCCUGCGUGUUCGAGCUGGCUAGAAGCGUUGCCGAAUUGAAGCUAACCGAAACGGAGUUGGCGCUUUAUAGCGCUGCGGUAUUACUCAGUCCCGAUCGGCCGGGACUGAAGGGAUUGGCGGAGAUCACGAGGCUUUCGCAGGCGGUGAUACGGGCACUGAGGUCGGAGCUGGACCGGAAUCACGUGUCACCGAUAAAAGGCGACGUCACCGUGUGCGACGCGAUCCUCGCGAAGAUUCCGCAACUGCGGGAGAUCUCGCUCUUACACAUGGACGCCCUGGCGAAGUUCAAACGGUCGCAGCCGCACCUCGAGUUUCCGGCCCUUCACAAAGAGCUUUUCAGCGUCGACAGCUGAACGAUCGACGCGACGCAGGGCGUCCCGACGCUGACAAACAAAGCGGAACGCGAAUAGCGCGGGGCCUUGCUCUGUCGAGAUAAUUUCCUUCGUAAAGAACGUAUUGGGCCUUAAAUAAACAUAACAUUGUUAUAUAUAAAGUAUACAUAAAAAAGCAACAUAAAGUAUAUAUAAAAGAUAUAUAGAAGUAUAUAUAUAUGUAUAUACACACACACACAUAUAUAUAUAUAUAUACAAAUAUAAAAAAAAAAUAUAUAUAUAUAUAUAGAGAGAGAGAGAGAGAGAGAGAAAAUCGAGCGUGAGAGUGUGCAAAAGUGUGACAGCGAACGGAACAAAAUGUAAGAGAACGUGAGAGAGUGAGAAUGAUAAAAAGAACAAAAUAUCGAACGAGAGCGUAAAGUGAGAUAUCGGUUGUUACGAUACAUACAUAAAGUAUAUAUUGUAUUAACUAACAAAAAAAAAAAAAUAAAAUAAAAUAAUCUGGUUGAGUCCACCAGGAUAGCCUUAGGACGAGCAUCGUUAACUCGAGGACUGCCGUAAACGUGAACAUUUUGACCGAGUCGCUAUCUCGACGUAGACACCGAAAUAUAUGUAAAUGCAGGCGAUAUAAAUGAAAAGAAAAAAAAAAAAAAAAGAAAAAAGAAAAAAAAAUGAACAUAUACACACAUGAAGUGAGAAAGACUGCAAGAUUGAACUAGAGAGAGAUGGAGGAGAAACAAGAGAAAUCCAUUUGAUCGAAACGACAAAGACAACUAGAGUAACGUCGAAGCCGAGAGGGUCGAGUCGAGCGUAUCGAUUAGAAGCAACGAUCUCCCCUUUUUGUUAUCACGAAAAUGAAACUCGAGACUAAAAGUUAAAAAGGAAAAAAAAACCGAAAAAGCUACGAAAAAGGAAAGAAAAAAAAAAAAAAAGAAAAUAUUACAUAUAUACAUAUAAUAUAUAUGCAUGGCCGAUGGUCACGUUCGACCGAUCCUCCGACCUCUUCCAUUACACACCUUUCAGUAGUGAUUCGUUAGUCCUGAGCUACUCUAUGAAUAAAAUACAUUAUAAUUACAUAAAUAUGCAUACAUACAUAUAUAAUAAAAGUAAAAAUAAAAAAAAAAAAUAAAAUAAAAAAAAUAUAAAAAAGUAUAUUUUGGCGGCACGGUCAAAAUUCGUCAAUCCUCGAGCCCUCGGAGCGGGGAUUAAAAAUACGUUUAGAUAAUUUUGUCCUGGGACUAGCCUGGACGGUCACAGAAUGCGAACACACAUACACGUACACGUACAGAAACACAAACAGAAAACAUGCACAGAGAAGGCACAUACACGUAAAAAAACACAGACCCAUACAGAAAGGGACAGUAUACAUACAUAUAUACAUACACGAAGUGCAUACAUACAUACAGGACAAGACGCUCGACAGAGACAAGAGAAAAAGAAGAAGAAAUAUAAACAAAUAGAUACUGGAUAAAAAAAAAAAGACGGUCACACAGAGAUAGGACACACGUCUGCGCGAGCGCGUAGAGAUAGUUAAUCGAGUACACAUUAUGUGCGCAUUAACGUUUUGGUACCGUAAAGCACUGUCUAACGCGCCUCUCUUUAUACGUAACACACGUAUUUCUUAAAUACUUUAAAAAUAAAUAAUCCAAUACCGCGGUGAAAAGCCUCUCGAAGCGAUUUUUACGCACUGUUAUCGGCUCUCCUUGCUCGUCGUUGCCCGAUCGUUGUCACGUAAGCGAUCGCAUGCACGAUUGUUACUACUUACACGAUUAAAUUUGUUGCUUCUUCAUUAACAACAACAACAACAACAACAACAACAACAACAAGAACAACAAGAACAACAACAAUAUCGAUCGCUCUCUUGCUUUCUAAUUAUACAGUCGCGUCCAUUUCUCUUCCUCGCUCCCCCAAGAGAAUGGACGUAUCCAAUUUUUGACGAUAACGUAGCCGAUCGUAGCGUGAUCGUAGAUCAUAGUGACAAAAGCAAAAUUUGGAUGCGUUACAGACUCUAGCAAUUACGGUUCGUACCUAUCGACAUCCUCAUUACGCAAGAAAAGAAAAAAGAAAAGAAAAAAUAGGAAGAAACCAAAAGAAUCGCAUAAGAGAUAAUUUUUGAAUCUCGACGAUCGCACAACGACGCGAAGAGGAGAGCGAUGGCGAACCCGUGACGGUGCGCCGACUGACACGUUUCCGGACGGUUAAAUAUAACUUAUAGAACGAAAUUAAGGGAUGCAUAAUUAUUCUGCCGAUUAACGAGUAAGUGCGUAGAAUUUAUUUAAUUGUAGAUAAAGGGAGAAAAAAAAAGAGAAAACGAACGAACACGUACAUACACAGAAUCACGUACGCGCGAGUGCAAAUAUACAUCUUAUCCAUGAUCGUUCACGACCUACCUAGACACAAGACACACAUGCACACUUCCACGUCCACCGUCAACCACCACCACCACCAUCACCACUACCACUACCGUACACAUACACGUUUACUUACCCUCCCACAGAGAGAACGAGAAUGCAUGAGAGUGAAUGAAUAAGAAAAAGAGAGAGAGAGAAAGGAAGAUACGAAUGUGUGAGAGAAAGAAAUCUAAAAAGUAUGAGAGAUAAACGGAAAGCGAGAGACACGUACACGAAAAAAAAAAAAAAAAAAAAUAAAUAAAUAAAUAAAUAAA
This is a messenger RNA of Vespa mandarinia (Asian giant hornet), 7572 nucleotides long. RefSeq names its product nuclear hormone receptor 3 ROR-beta (gene Hr3). Gene Ontology annotation, cellular component: nucleus. Gene Ontology annotation, biological process: regulation of transcription by RNA polymerase II. The record is from RefSeq and is a predicted model, not a curated record. NCBI's taxonomy places the organism in Eukaryota, Metazoa, Arthropoda, Insecta, Hymenoptera, Vespidae. Gene Ontology annotation, molecular function: nuclear receptor activity; RNA polymerase II cis-regulatory region sequence-specific DNA binding; zinc ion binding.